Molecule: messenger RNA, 1354 nt
Organism: Cariama cristata (Red-legged seriema)
Lineage: Eukaryota; Metazoa; Chordata; Aves; Cariamiformes; Cariamidae
Gene: KLF3
Product: Kruppel-like factor 3 (basic)
Exons: 4
Coding region: 33-1004 (323 amino acids)
Biological process (GO): regulation of transcription by RNA polymerase II
Molecular function (GO): RNA polymerase II cis-regulatory region sequence-specific DNA binding; DNA-binding transcription factor activity, RNA polymerase II-specific
Source: RefSeq, a predicted model, not a curated record
ACUCCUUCUGACAGUCAUACCCGUCCAAUUACAUGGACCAAAUGAAGCCAAACAAAUACAGCGUCAUUUAUUCUACACCAAGUAUGUUGCACAAUAAAUUCUACUCAAACCCCGAAGGACUAUCAAACGGAAUCCAGAUGGAACCAGUAGACCUUACGGUGAACAAACGGAGCUCACCACCUUCAACUGGAAGUUCUCCUUCCCCUAUAAAAUUUCAGACUGUGCAUAGGAGAACUUCACCUGGAUUGACUCUGUCUUCACCCAGCUCACCUCUCAGUAAAUUCACACCGUCACCCCCAGGAGUACAGCCUAUUUCCAUGCCAAUAACAAUCCCACCUGUCAUGGCCGCUGCUCUCUCACGCCACGGACUGAGAAGCCCUGGAAUACUCCCGGUUAUACAGCCUGUUGUGGUCCAGCCGGUUCCUUUUAUGUACGCUCCCCAUCUUCAGCAACCUAUCAUGGUAUCCACAGUUCUUGCAGACGAGAUGGAAACCCCAAGUAGCAUGCAAGUGCCUGUCAUUGAGUCUUAUGAGAAGCCUACACUGAAGAAAACAAUCAAAGUAGAGCCAGGAAGUGAACCAUUGAAGACUGACUUCUAUCCUGAACAAAUGUCACCUCCAAUGAUGACCUCAUUGUCCCCCCAGCAAGUAAUGUUGCAAGAGAAUCACCCUUCCGUUAUAGUUCAGCCAGGAAAGAGACCUUUACCUGUGGAAUCUCCAGACACACAAAGAAAACGCAGAAUACAUCGAUGUGAUUAUGAAGGCUGCAACAAAGUCUACACUAAAAGCUCCCAUCUGAAAGCUCACAGGAGAACCCAUACAGGUGAAAAACCAUACAAAUGCACUUGGGAGGGAUGCACGUGGAAGUUUGCUCGUUCUGAUGAACUAACGCGGCAUUUCCGCAAGCAUACAGGAAUCAAACCUUUUCAGUGCCCAGACUGUGACCGUAGCUUUUCACGUUCGGACCAUCUUGCUCUUCACAGAAAACGCCACAUGCUAGUCUGAAUGUCUUCUGUCCCUUACUCUUGUCACACCUUUUUUUUUUUACACAAGCAUUUUAAUUUGGAUUCAGCUGGUCUGAGUCUCUUGAGUUUAUACCAUUAAAGGCUUACGUAUGGUCAGUAACAGAUGUUAUCUAACCCUUCUAUGUCCUUGCCACGGGUCAGACCUAAAGAAUGUGAACACUUUUUUUUUUUUCUCCUGGGGAUGCUAAGCAAACCCUUUCUGCAAACAGUAUGUUUAAUGUAUUCCAUUGUGAAUAAGGGAAUUUGUAAACUAACAGCUUUUGUUGGUUUCUUCAUAUCAUCAACCCAGCAUAUACUGAUAAAGUAGUAAAUGUUGUUGAAUAUCCAAAA